AUGUCUUAUAAUUUAUUAACUGUACUUAGCUGAUCACGGAGCUCGUUGAUUAAGUUAUAUUGCUGUGUUUAUAGUCCAAGAAUAGUGAGAGAACAUGGAAGAUAUAUUUCAGUGGUGUAGAGAAGGAAACGCCUUGCAAGUGAGGGUCUGGCUGGAUGAUACGGAGCAUGACAUGAAUCAAGGAGAUGAUCAUGGCUUCAGUCCCCUCCACUGGGCCUGCAAGGAAGGUCACUUGAAGAUCGUCGAGAUGCUUAUUAGACGCGGCGCGCGGGUCAAUGUCACCAACAUGGGCGAUGACACGCCGUUGCAUCUCGCUGCCGCGCACGGGCACCGGCCGGUCGUACAACUGCUUCUCCAAAACCGAGUGGAUGUAAACUUCGUGAACGAGCAUGGCAACUCUCCGCUACACUAUGCCUGCUUCUGGGGCUACACUGCCAUCGCUGAAGACUUGGUGAUGGCUGGGGCGCUCGUGUCGCUUGCCAACAAAGAUGGAGACACACCAUUGGAUAAGACCAGGGGACAGAUUAUUCAAAGACUACACGAGAUUGCAGUAAACCAAGGCCAGGACCUCAAAAAGAUCCAGUUCAAGGAUCAAUCGUGGUUGGGCCUAAAGACACGCAGUCGCGACGCUACCCUCUCGCGCCACAAGGGCAUCAAUAUCAAUGAACUGUCACUUCAUACAAGGAUUUCUGUUACUCCGUCUGGUGAAACAUGGCGCGGCCGUUGGCAAAAGAACGACAUCGUGGCCAAAAUCCUAGCCGUACGCGAGUGUACGCCGCGCAUACAGCGCGAUUUUAAUGAGGAGUUCCCCAAACUCAGGAUCUUUUCGCACCCGAACAUUCUGCCUGUGGUUGGUUGCUGCGUGUCGCCGCCUUCGCUGGUAGUGAUAUCGCAGUACAUGUCCUGGGGCUCGAUGUACAGCCUGCUGCACGGCGGCGCUGGCGGCAGAGUUGUCGUCGACGCAGGCGCAGCUAUUCGGCUGGCUUACGACGUGGCUCAGGGAAUGGCCUACCUACACUCGCUGCAGAGAGACAAGAUAUUGCCUACUUACCAUUUAAACAGUAAACAUAUUAUGAUCGACGAGGACCUAACAGCUCGUAUCAACAUGGCGGACGCGAAGUUCUCCUUUCAAGAGAAGGGACGAUUGUAUGCGCCGGCGUGGAUGGCGCCCGAGGCCUUGCAGAAGCCGGCGGCCAAACGCAACUGGGAGGCCGCAGACAUGUGGAGCUUCGCUAUUCUGCUUUGGGAACUCGCUACUAGAGAGGUACCCUUUGCAGAUCUGUCCCCAAUGGAAUGUGGCAUGAAAAUCGCCCUUGAAGGACUCCGCAUCACAAUCCCGCCAGGCGUCUCUCCGCACAUCUCCAAGCUCAUCAUGAUCUGCAUGAAUGAGGAUCCGGGUAAACGGCCUUCUUUCGAAAUGGUAUUACCUAUUCUUGAGAAAAUGAAACGUUGAUACGUACAUAAAGAAGAAAUGAAACGGUGUAUUGAAGGUAAGGUUAGUAAGAAAGUCAACAGGUACAGAUACAUAUAUGGGGUUAGGGCAAGAGACUGUUUGAGUCAUAUUUCUUUGAUGCAGUAGAAUAUUUCUUAUCAUUGUAUAAAUUCAUAAAUUCGAGAUAGUAACGACGUGUAAACAUUGAGUGUGGUUUCCAAAGUAUUUCAACCGCGAACAAUUAAUAGUGUUAUAAUUAUUAAACAAACAUCGAUGUAAAAUAAAUAUUGCAAUUAGUAGUUUUGUUACUUUUGCAGCACCGCUUUCAUCGUCAAAACGAUUCAUUUAUUCCGAAUUGGCUGUUUUUGUAUAUCAAAUGCAAAAAUAAUGUAACUUAGCAGUAUCUUACUUUAACCCCUUCAUUAUGCAGAAGGGAUUAUAUUUAAUUACUGCCAUCUUAUUCCUUUGCUUAUAAAUAGGCUUCUCUAAAAAUAACACAUUUCAAUUCAUUCAUAUUACCCGACUUCACUCACUGGAUACUUAAAUCUAAAUAAUGCCUUGAAAUAUU
This is a messenger RNA of Hyposmocoma kahamanoa, 2000 nucleotides long. It is a transcript of the gene Ilk, whose product is annotated as integrin-linked protein kinase. Gene Ontology annotation, molecular function: protein binding; protein kinase activity; ATP binding. The transcript has 8 exons. Gene Ontology annotation, cellular component: focal adhesion; stress fiber. Gene Ontology annotation, biological process: protein phosphorylation; cell-matrix adhesion; substrate adhesion-dependent cell spreading. Bases 95 to 1453 code for a protein of 452 amino acids. Lineage: Eukaryota; Metazoa; Arthropoda; Insecta; Lepidoptera; Cosmopterigidae. The record is from RefSeq and is a predicted model, not a curated record.